Cololabis saira (Pacific saury) is the source of this 4163-nucleotide messenger RNA. It is a transcript of the gene zbtb11, whose product is annotated as zinc finger and BTB domain containing 11. The coding region runs from base 190 to 3786 and encodes 1198 amino acids. The transcript has 10 exons. Gene Ontology annotation, cellular component: nucleus. Gene Ontology annotation, biological process: regulation of transcription by RNA polymerase II. Gene Ontology annotation, molecular function: RNA polymerase II cis-regulatory region sequence-specific DNA binding; protein binding; DNA-binding transcription factor activity, RNA polymerase II-specific. The record is from RefSeq and is a predicted model, not a curated record. Lineage: Eukaryota; Metazoa; Chordata; Actinopteri; Beloniformes; Belonidae.
CUCGGGCAAGUCCGCGGCCACCAACAGCAGUUCCACCUCUACAAACAAUUUAUUAUCUCCUUUUUGCGCCUUUAAUUCCAUGUUAACUGCAACCUGAGAGACGUAUAAAAUUGGCCCAGUCCCUUGUGGACGUGACCAGGGCCCCCCCGGGUCGGGACCAGCCCGUAUCUGGGCUUAGGCGGCGCGGACAUGUCGUGUGAGGAGAGCUACUUGGCUAUCAUCCGCUACCUGACGGAUGAACGGGAGCCGUACGCGCCGGGGACGCCCGGCAACACCAAGAGGAAGAUCCGCAAGGCGGCCGCCUGCUACGUGGUCCGCAGCGGGACCCUGUUCUACCAGCGGCGGCUGAAGGGGCAGAACGACUUCACGGAGCUGGAGGUGGUGCUGCGGGACGAGCGGAGACAGGAACUGAUCAGCGAUGCUCACAUACUGACGGGGGGGGAGCACCUGAACCAGCAGCUCACCUGGGAGCUCAUCUCGCACAAGUACUGGUGGAGAGGUAUCCUGAAGAAUGUGAAAGACCACAUCAGAGAAUGUGCCCAGUGUCAGAGCAAGCGCAGUGCCGACGACGGCUCUGGAGGCCGCCUGUUCUCCAGACCGGGCAGACGUAGGGCUGCUCCCAAUAUGAAUGAGGAAGAAGAAGAGGAGGAGGAGGAGGAAGAUGAAGAAGAAGGGGGAGGAGGAGAUGAAAGUUCAUUUGGUGCAGAUUCAGUUGUCCAGCAGAGAUUCAGGAUGGCCAAGGGAUCAACCAAGCAUCAAGUGAUCUUUGUUGACAGCAAGGGUGAGGUGAACCAGUUCCUGCCCAAACACAGCCAGACAAUGCUGGACAAACUUAACCAACAGCGUCUCUCCAAUCAGUUCUGUGACAUCACGCUGCUGAUCGAGGGCGAGGAGUACCGCGCCCACAAAGCCGUCCUGGCCGCCUGUAGCGAAUACUUCAACGAGCUGUUCUUUGAGAAGGGGGCGGCGGCCACGCAUGAAGCCGUGGUGGACCUCACUGGCUUCGUCAAGCCCAGCUUCCUCCCGCUGCUGGAUUUUGCGUACACCUCCAAGCUCACGUUCAACUUCUGCAUCAUGGCAGACAUCGCCAACCUGGCCAGACACUUGCUGAUGAACGAGGUGUUGCAGAUCUGCGAGAACGUGCACAAGCAGGUGGAGGAGCAGAAACUGACGGUGUAUCAAAGAGGGGACGUGCACACGCUGAUGGCCAACCAGCCGGCUCUCCAGGAGGCUUCCAAGGUGGAUGGUGCAGAGGUCUACAUGGUGACCAUACAGGGCGACGACAAGGCGGUGGUAGCAAACGAGCCUCUGACUUUUGUGGCGCCUUCUAAAGAAGGCUACGUCCAGCAGCCGCUGACCGUCGUCACGCAGACGGUGGAGGGGGAGGCGGUGCACGUGGGCGAAGCCGGACAAACCGAGACUGUAGCUCUGAUCACUCACAGCAGCCAGGUGGAGCCAGGAGAGACCGUCACGCUCAUCUCCGGCGGUGCUGAGGGGAUGGAGGGCGAGACCAUGACGGUAGUCACCCACAGCGGCCAGUCGGGGGCCAGCGAGUCCCUGGCCGUGGUGUCGGCCUGUCUGGCCAUGGAGCAGCCGCAGGUCACCGAGGACGGAGCCUUCGUCAUCAACAUGGACACCACGGACAAGCCGGGCCCCCCAGAGGUCGCUGCUCCAGAGCCUGAAGCGACUCUGCACCGGGACGCCACCACAGAGACCCAGAGCACUCCUGAAAUCCCGGCGGCGCCCCCGAAACGCAAGCGAGGCCGCCCCGCCAAGGUGAAGAAGGAGGUGGUGGAGAGGGAGGAGCCGCCGCCGGAGCCGGAGGAUCCGUCCGCUGACGAAGGCUACGCAGACAAGCAGGGGCUGGCGGGGGACGACACCAGCAGGAGGAGACUGCGGCAGCGCUCCAUGGCCGAGGGCGGCUACGCCCGUCUGCACAUGGGGCUGGAAGAAGACGAGGAAGGAAAGAAAACGCCCCCACAAACAGCCCCCCCUGCCGCCGCCACCACCGCCACCAAGGUGGUGCCACGGCACGGGAAGAGGGGGAGACCCCCGAAGCAGCCAGCAGAGACCCAGGUGAAGCCGCAGAGCGCGUGCGACUCUGCGGCGGAGGCCAGCGUCGUCACGGACAACACGGCAGCGACGGCAGAGAUCAGCACCCAGGAUGCUGGGACGACGCCGGCAGAGCCGGAGGCCGAGACCAAGCCGCCCCAGGCCUCGACGGGGACCGCCGGAGAAGGGGAGCACACCUGCUCCGAGUGCGGCAUGUCCUUCAACAGACGCUACUCCCUCAUCAUGCACACGCUGAAGCACGAGAAAGCUCGUGCGUACAAGUGCAGCCUCUGCAGUAAGGAGUUCCAGUACGCCGCCUCCCUGCAGGCCCACCUGGCCCGACACAAGCAGCAGAGGAGCCAGCGAGUCCCCUCCGCCAAACCCCCCGGCGAGUACGGCUCCGAGGCCCGGGCGGAGGGAGGCCUGGACGACAAGAGCGCCGCGCUGCUCACCAAGAGAGAGUUCGUGUGCGACAUCUGCGGGAAGACGUUACCCAAGCUGUACUCCCUGAGGAUCCACAUGCUGAACCACACCGGCGUGCGGCCUCACUCCUGCAAGGUGUGCGGCAAGACCUUCGCCCACAAACACAGCCUGAAGAUGCACAAAGCCCUGCACGACGUCACCAAGCAGUUCCAGUGCGAGUACUGCAAGAAGUCGUUUGUGAGCAAGCGCAGCAUGGAGGAGCACACCAGCAUCCACACAGGUGAGUCCAAGUACCUGUGCAACACCUGUGGAGCCACCUUCCAUCGAGCCUCUGCGCUGAGCAAACACCUGAAGAAGCAUCAGCCCCGGCCCGAAGUCCGCCCGUUCUCCUGCACUCACUGUGAUAAGAGCUUUUACGAAGCCAAGGACCUGCAGCAGCACAUGAACAAGCACAUGGGCCUGAAGCCGUUCCAGUGCCAGGUGUGCGGGAAGUGCUACAGCUGGAAGAAGGACUGGUACUCGCACGUCAAGUCCCACAGCGUGGCCGAGCCCUACAAGUGCAACGUCUGUGGGAAAGAGUUCUUUGAGAAGGCUCUGUACAGGAGACACGUGAAGAAAGCCACGCACGGCAAGAAGGGCAGAGUGAAGCAGAACCUGGAGAGGGAGUGUGAGCACUGCGGCCGGAAGUUCACGCAGCUCCGAGAGUACAGACGCCACAUCAACAACCACCAGGGAGUGAAACCCUUUGAAUGUCUGACGUGCGGCGUGGCCUGGGCCGACGCCCGCUCCCUCAAACGCCACGUCCGCACCCACACGGGCGAGCGGCCGUACGUGUGCCCCAUGUGCCAGGAGGCCCACAUCGACGCGCGGACCCUCCGCAAGCACAUGGCCAAGUACCACGUGGACAGCCUGCCGGGGAAGAUCAUGCUGGAGAAGGACACGCUGCAGUUCCACAACCAGGGCACGCAGGUGGAGCACGCCGUCAGCAUCCUGACGUCAGACCUGCCGCCCGAGCUCCGGCCCGCCCAGCCGCAGCCCGCCGAGGAGAUCGAGACGGUGCUGAUCACGGAGGAGACGGUGGAGGCGGUGGAGGCCGUCCAGGCCGUGCAGGCGGUGAGCGACGGCAGCAUGGCCACGCUCUCGGACCAGGGCAUCAUGCAGGUGGUGAACUACGUCCUGGCCCAGCAGGGGCUCACGGAGGCCAAGCCUGAGGACGCUGCCGAGGGGAUUCAGACCAUGGAGGUGGAGGUGGCCGAGGUGGCUCACGUGGCCGAGGUGGCUCACGUGGCCGAGGUGGCAGAGGUGGAGUGAUGCUGAGGACUGACAGACUCACCGUCUCUUCCCAGGCUGUAUAAAAUGUAUAAAUACUGAAUGAAACCUGCCUAUUUUUAUUGAGGUGUACAUAAGUGAUCCUGUCUGUUUAGCCCAGAACUGUUGUUCCUCUUUCAGACACAGUUCUAUGUAAAUAAACAGGAGCAUGAAGGCACAGUGUGAAUAAGCUUGAUUUGAUUUAACGUAUCUUGUUUUUAAAAAAAAAAACUUUUGAGACUAGAAAAAAACCUCAUUUUCUUUACUUUGCUUAAACGGCUAGCAGAAUUAAGAUGUUUUGUUGAUGUCACUGUCAUCGCUACAAUGCACCGUAAAUGUCUGCAGGACGGUGUCGCAAUAAAACAAGGACAAAGCUCAAA